Messenger RNA from Cooperia oncophora, 1212 nucleotides. The record is from the annotation of a GenBank genome assembly. Lineage: Eukaryota; Metazoa; Nematoda; Chromadorea; Rhabditida; Trichostrongylidae.
AUGCUGGUGAACAUCGCUACCAGUUUCGCUACGCGGAAAUUUGCCGUUCCUACCACUGGGCAACUUAUCGCGGGUAGGGUGGGGAUUUUUACCGCGCAAUACCGCCAGUACCAGGAAAUCUGGGAUGAAAUUAGCGCCGUUCUGCAACCGCUGAUCCUCAGUCAGUCAAAAAAUGAAAAGCGCAUCAUUCUCCGUAAUGGGGGGCGCAUCGACUUUUGGGUAACGGACAAUAACAAACUGGCCGGGCGUGGGCGUAAAUAUCACGCUGUGCUGAUUGAUGAGGCCGCAUUCACUAAAUCGCCGGAAAUGCUCGAGGAAAUCUGGCCCCGAGCGAUACGCCCGACGCUUGUCGAUUACCGCGGCUGUGCGUGGGUAUUUUCCACACCAAACGGUAUCGACGAGAGCAAUUUUUUCUACGCGAUAUGCCACGAUGAAUCCCUGGGAUUUGUUAUGCACCAUGCGCCAACUUCAUCGAAUCCGUAUAUUCCGAAAGAAGAACUGGAGGAAACGGAGAAGAAAUCCGAUCCGCGCGUCUGGCAGCAGGAAUAUCUUGCAGAGUUCGUAGACUGGUCCAAAGACGCGUUACUCGAUGUCGAUAAGCUGCUGGUGGAUGGCCAGCCGGUUGAGAUGCCGCGACACUGCGACAUGAUUUUUGCGGUAAUGGAUACGGCGCUGAAAGGCGGGACGGAGAACGACGGGACAGGCGUGGUUUACUUCGCGUAUGAGUCCACGUAUUCCGAUGAGCCGAAACUGACCGUUAUCGACUGGGAUGUGACGCAAAUUAAAGCGUCGCUGCUUCCUGAGUAUAUCCCCGGUGUUUAUGACAACCUCGAGCGGCUGGCGCAACUCUGCCGCCCGCGCCUGGGGAAUCAGGGGGUAUUCAUGGAGGAUGCCGCAAUGGGCGCAAUCCUCAACCAGAAAGCGGAAACCGAAGGCUGGGAUAUGACGCCGAUUAAAUCAGCGUUAACCAGCAAAGGGAAAGACGAGCGCGCGGUGCUGGCUUCCAGCCACCAUUACCAGGGUAAAUGCAAAAUUACCCGCGAGGCUUACGACAAAACCGUUUCAUUCAAGCGCACAACCGCAAACCACCUCAUCACACAAAUCGCCGGGUUCCACCUGGCAGACAAAGACGCGCAUAAACGUGCUGAUGACCUUUUCGAUUGUUACACCUAUGGAUUGAUCAUUGCGCACGGUAAUUACGCGGCGUUGUAA